This is a messenger RNA of Lotus japonicus, 1230 nucleotides long. RefSeq lists its product as uncharacterized. Gene Ontology annotation, cellular component: CCR4-NOT core complex; CCR4-NOT complex; P-body. The transcript has 9 exons. Lineage: Eukaryota; Viridiplantae; Streptophyta; Magnoliopsida; Fabales; Fabaceae. The record is from RefSeq and is a predicted model, not a curated record. Gene Ontology annotation, biological process: mRNA catabolic process; negative regulation of translation. Bases 45 to 1040 code for a protein of 331 amino acids.
AGCUGCGUGUCUUAAUAAUCCACCUCAACAAAAUCAAAAGUGAUAUGUUUCAGAGAAGACAGCAGCAGAAAGAAGCUGAUAUGCUCAGUGACAUGGCCAAUUUGUCACAAGCAUUCGGUGGCGGUGCCGGUGCUCCACCACCGCCACCUCCUCCUCCUCACGGUGGUCCCUCCUCAUCCAACAAGAUGGCCGGUGCGGAGCAGCUUGUCCUUGAACUCAGCAACCCUGAUCUCCGUGAAAAUGCUCUUCUCGAACUCUCCAAGAAAAGGGAGCUGUUUCAAGAUCUUGCUCCAUUGUUAUGGAAUUCUUUUGGGACUAUUGCUGCACUUUUGCAGGAAAUAGUUUCUAUAUACCCUGUCCUUUCACCACCCACUCUUACUCCAGCGCAAUCAAAUCGGGUGUGCAAUGCUCUUGCUCUUCUUCAGUGUGUGGCGUCUCACCCUGAUACAAGGAUGCAAUUCCUCAAUGCUCAUAUCCCUCUGUAUCUGUAUCCUUUCCUUAAUACAACAAGCAAGUCAAGACCAUUUGAGUACCUGAGGCUCACCAGUCUUGGUGUCAUUGGUGCAUUGGUGAAGGUUGAUGAUACGGAGGUCAUAAGUUUUCUUCUUUCAACUGAGAUAAUUCCUCUUUGCCUGCGCACCAUGGAAAUGGGCAGUGAACUGUCAAAAACAGUUGCAACAUUUAUUGUUCAAAAGAUUCUGUUGGAUGAUGUGGGCUUGGAUUAUAUUUGCACUACAGCAGAGCGUUUUUUCGCAGUAGGUCGAGUUUUAGGGAACAUGGUGGGAGCUCUUGCUGAGCAGCAAUCAACUCGUCUGCUGAAACAUAUCAUUCGAUGCUAUCUUCGCCUUUCUGAUAAUCCAAGGGCUUGUGAUGCAUUAAGAAGCUGUCUUCCAGACAUGUUAAGGGAUGCUACUUUCAGCAGUUGCCUUCGUGAGGACACCACAACUAGGAGGUGGCUACAGCAACUGCUUCACAAUGUUGGAUCAGGUCGGGUCCCUGCAAUGCAAGCUGGAGGUUUCGAUCAUAUAAUGGUAAACUGAGUAUAAACUACAGAUCUUGCUUCAUUGCUGGAUCUAGACUUGUUGUACUUUGUGCUGCAUGGAAACUUAGUUUAGACAUUUUUAGCUCAUAGCUAGAUAUUAUGACAUCAUGUGGCUCAUGUAACCAAGCCCAUACUGGGAAAAGAAUUUGGUUUGUUGUUGUUUGUUAUAUAUUAAGAGGCUUAAUCCA